GUCCGCAUCACCCACAUACAACCUGAGGCAUGCUGCGCACGACGGGCGGAGCACCCGAGUUGUCUCCCUCGCUGAUACGCCGCCGUCAGAAAGACAAGGAGAUGAAGCGGAAGAAGCGGGAGAUGUAUGCACAGGAAGUAUCGUUCCUGCGGAACCAAGUGAAAGCGCUGCGGUUGAAUGUCCGCACGGCGCGGAUGCUGCUGCCGUGGCGCGAAGUGGCGGAAGCGCUUUACGACGACACGGCGGCCGCAACCGUGACGAAUACAAACUUGCGUUCGGUGCUUCGUCGACUGCAGAUCUUCCACGGUCAUGUGCAACACCUCGUUCAGACUUCCCAACCGUUCUCGGUGGCGCCUGCCCUGCAACUCGAGUCCUGGAAGGACACCCAUCUGUUCCGCGGGGACGACAUGCGGCGAUCUGGUUUCGAGUACAUCAGUCAAUUAGCGCUCCACACAAUGCCUUCGGUACUCCUUGCACCAGCCGCCGUCCCCGCCCCUUCCGACCCAUCGUACAUCCAAGCGCAGAUCAAGCACGGCGUAGUGUAUGUGGAUGUGCUUCAUGCGUGCACGGUGCCCCACGCGACGCUCGACGACGUUGUGGGUGUUGCAUGGGCAGGACUCAACGACUUUGUGCGGCAAGCCAUUGGCACGGACGACUGCGUCAAGCCCUUGGAUCGAAACGACGACGAGAUCUCGUAUGUGGCGCUGAAAGGGACAAAGGAUGUCACGUACAACAGCCUCCAUCGCCUGUUUCGAUUGCAUCCUGUGGGAGACCAUCAUUCCCAACCCCACGAUUCUUUAAAGCAUUCUUUAAAUCCACCCCCAGAUGUUGUUCCCCGCGCUGUGAUCGUCGCGCGAAGUAUCUUGGCCGACGAAGUCCAUCCAUACCCCACCGACAUGCUCAUGUGCGAUUCUGUCGAAUGGACCGUGAUCGAACCCGUGGACGAUUAUACAGUGGGGGUACGUGUGCUCGUGAGGUUUUCGCAGCCGAUCGACAGCUCCGGCCAGUCCCCACUCUCCGUGGCGCAAUGGCUGCAUAAGCUCCGCGGCGGCCGCGGCGACCGCCUGGACGUGCUGGAGAAGAUGACAGAUGACCACCUGCUGGACAAAAUCGUCGGCUUCUUUGCGCUGCACCACCACUCGAUGCAAGCGAUGAUCUGCGCCAAAUUCAACCGGAUCGUACCACCGACACAACCUCCAAGCAGCAGCCGCCGCUCGUGAAUUGCUUCGCCACGUCCAUCGAUUGCUUCGUUGUAUCGACUUUGAACCGUCCAGUGUCACACUAUUUUAAGUCAUACACUAAUUUAACCACAUACUACUUUCAG
Messenger RNA from Aphanomyces astaci, 1324 nucleotides. RefSeq lists its product as hypothetical. The transcript is spliced from 4 exons. The record is from RefSeq and is a predicted model, not a curated record. The coding region runs from base 30 to 1220 and encodes 396 amino acids. Lineage: Eukaryota; Oomycota; Saprolegniomycetes; Saprolegniales; Verrucalvaceae.